This is a messenger RNA of Stylonychia lemnae, 699 nucleotides long. The record is from the annotation of a GenBank genome assembly. Lineage: Eukaryota; Ciliophora; Spirotrichea; Sporadotrichida; Oxytrichidae.
AUGGCUGUUGCAGCAGUUCUUAUUUGCACUCUCUCAUUCUAGGUGACUGCAGUCGAUCCAGUUGAAAUAAAAUCAAGGAUCAAUUUUAAUAAUUUCACUGAUUAAUUCUCUGCUGAAUGGUAUGCUUAUGACAAGUAAGAUGGAAGUGGAGCGAAAUUGAGAGUUACGUUGAGAAUUAAAAAUUUAAGUACCAAAGAUUGGAUUAUUGGCAACAAUGAUGGCGUAUGGCUUGGAAUUGGAUUAGGUAAUACAGUUAUGAGAGGAACAGAUGUUGUAAUGUGCACUUAUAGAUUCAGUGGCUACGCUGUAUCUGACAUUUUUGCCUGCACAGACAGAUAUGCUUCUGCUUGGAAUGAACCAGUAAUUGAUGGAACAUAGAAUGUAGAUGACAUAAGUAGCUAAAGAUUAUUCAAUGAAGUAAUGAAAUUAGGAGAAUUAGCAGCCAUCUUUGAUAGAAGUCUUACCACUACUGAUACUGAGGCAGACUUCAAAUUUUCAGCUGGUUCGUCAAUUGAUGCUGUUUGGGCAUGGGGAUUUAUUACAAGCGGAAAUGUUCAAUAUCAUGGCAAUUAGGCUACUAAUCGUGACUCCUUUAACAUGAGAAUUUCAAGUAUGAGAUCUAGCGCAAAGCAACUAAUUGGGAAUUUAUAUGCAAUAAUUGGAGCAAGUCUUCUUUUGAUAUCAGCAACUUUUAUUUGA